This is a messenger RNA of Cladophialophora immunda, 1589 nucleotides long. RefSeq lists its product as uncharacterized. The record is from RefSeq and is a predicted model, not a curated record. The transcript has 4 exons. Lineage: Eukaryota; Fungi; Ascomycota; Eurotiomycetes; Chaetothyriales; Herpotrichiellaceae. Bases 1 to 1200 code for a protein of 399 amino acids.
AUGGCCCCCUCACAGCCUUUGGGAGUUAUAUCUCCCGAAGAUCAGUCAGGCCUGAUCCUCAUCCUGACCUCGUUGUCGCUAUGCUUCGUUCUCGUCGCCUAUGCGAUCCGCAUCUAUAUCCGUGUACCGCAGAGGUUGUGGAAGUGGGACGACCACGUUUUGACGGCUGCCACAACUUCCCUCGUCUUUUAUGCCGUUCACCUGGGCCUGGGACAUCGGAAGGUAUUCGAGGGCACUGCUCCCAACAGCGACUUGGUCAAGAAGGUACGAAAACCAGUUGUCAACGGGGAAAGGAAAGAUGUGCUGAAGCGCGAACCCCAGUACUAUUAUGCAAAUGAUUUUUUCUACCUCAUCGUCCUGCUUUUCUCCAAGCUGGCCGUGUGCUUUCUCUUCCUGAGGUUGACACGCCGACGGGGACAUGUCGUCGCGAUCUACACCACCAUCGGGCUUUGCGGCGGCUGGUUUCUCCUGUCGAUCCUUUUGAUCAGCAUUGGCUCCUCGUGGGAGCAAGCCUUCUUUACUCCGUUUGGCAGAUGGCUCGCCAUCGGCAUCACGGAUUCGAUCACGGAGCUGGUCUUUGUCCUGUUUGCAGGAUACCUGGUCAGCGACCUGCGCAUGAGCAAGGUUCAGAAAGCCACCGUGGUGUUUGCAUUUGCUCUUCGGUUGCUCGCUGUCCCCGCCUGCGGAAUCCGUCUGUACUACCUCAACCCGUCCACCUUAACCGAUAACCGCAGCUUGUCCCUCUCCUUGGCCAUCGUCUGCACACAGAUCCAGCUUGGCUACGGGGUGAUGGCAGCCUCAAUCACGGUUCUGAAACCCUUCAUGGCCGUCUACGAGAAGCCGAUGGGUUACUCGGGCUACACCAGCCAUCCGGGGAAGAACUACGCGACCAACAACAGCGAGCACCUGUCGUUCAAGAUGCAGACCGUCCCGCGGUCCGGCGAGGUCAUGUCGGACGGACUGGCUUCGCACGCCGUCACCUUCGACCCUACCCAGCCGACGUUCUCGUCGCGCAUUCCCACGGGGCAGAAGGAGAAGAGAGGAAGCGGCAGUGGACACGACAGGAAUGACAGCAUACACAGCCAUGACAGCCGGCGGCUGAUCAUUGAGCGCAAGACAGAUUGGUCGAUCCGGUAUGAAGAGGCGGAGAGCCACAAGAGCAACGUCAGCGAGGGCGCGGCGUCAGUCUCUGACCGCUGAAGACCACCCUUAUAGCCCCGCUGGUGGACACGACACAACGCUCUAGGGGGGCGGACACUACGAAACAGACGGAACGGAUCUUUUGGAUGGCGAUGACAGCGCUGGAGUUCUAGGGACUUGUAACCAUAUCUACAGUACGUAUCUUGGGUGCCGGGACCGGAUGGAUCGGGUUGGGUUGGAAUACCACGGGACGGAAUGGGAUGGAAUGAACAGCAAUUGCUCAUUCCAACUCUGAGACCUUAAGAAACGGGGCUCAGAACGCAGGCAAUCUACUCUAUGUGCUUUGUGCUGAUGUAUACCGUGGUUGGGUUGUGCAUAGGCGCUGACCAACGUCGCCGAUGGAGUACGAGCACCAAGGAGGUAUACAAAUGACGAUGACUUGGGAUAGG